GGAAUCGGGCGAGGAAGAUGGCGUCGGCCAUGCUGGUGCUGGUAGUUCCGCCGUGGCCAGCAGCUCGGGGACUUCUCCGGAACUAUUGGGAGCGGCUGCAGCGGAAACUUCAGCAGAGCCGGCUAGGCUUUCCCAGUCCUCCGUGGGGGCCAGCAUUAGUGGUCCAAGGUCCAGCUAUAUUUACGGAACCAGCAAACGAUACCAAUGGAAGUAAGGAGAUUUCCAGCCUUUUGGAUAGUAUCUUUUGGAUGGCAGCUCCUAAAAACAGACGCAGCAUUGAAGUUAACCGGUGUAGGAGAAGAAACCCUCAUAAGCUUAUUAAAGUUAAGAACAAUAUAGACGUUUGUCCUGAGUGUGGUCACCUGAAGCAGAAACACGUCCUUUGUGGCUAUUGCUAUGAGAAGGUGUGCAAGGAGACUGCAGAAAUCAGAAGACAGAUAGGGAAACAAGAAGGGGGCCCUUUUAAGGCUCCUAACGUAGAGACUAUGGUGCUGUACUCAGGAGAGACAGCCUGUGAACAAGAUCAGGGCAAGAGGAUCAUUGAACGAGACAGGAAGCGACCCUCCUGGUUCACGCAGAAUUGACACCAAAGAUGUUCAAAGAGGAUGACUUCACGUAAAACAUUUCUCCUGAAAGAGAGGAAGAUUCUUUGUUUUUAUGUUGGUUUCAUGCUUGUUUUUAAAUCAUCAGUAUAGUUUAAAACAUUCUUUAUAAGCAGUUGGUUUUGUGGUGGUAAUUUGAAGAAUAUAUCGUGAGUAAAUUCUAAAAAUGUUUGUUUAUGCAGAGGCUCAGUGGAUUAAUAUGUCUGUUUCUAUUACACUAUAAGAUUCUAAGUAAACAUAACAGUUUCAGGACAGAAAAAUAAAACAAUUGAAAAUUCA
This is a messenger RNA of Diceros bicornis minor, 881 nucleotides long. It is a transcript of the gene MRPL32, whose product is annotated as mitochondrial ribosomal protein L32. Gene Ontology annotation, biological process: translation. The transcript is spliced from 3 exons. Gene Ontology annotation, molecular function: structural constituent of ribosome. Lineage: Eukaryota; Metazoa; Chordata; Mammalia; Perissodactyla; Rhinocerotidae. The record is from RefSeq and is a predicted model, not a curated record. Gene Ontology annotation, cellular component: mitochondrial large ribosomal subunit. The coding region runs from base 18 to 584 and encodes 188 amino acids.